Molecule: messenger RNA, 276 nt
Organism: Acanthamoeba castellanii str. Neff
Lineage: Eukaryota; Discosea; Longamoebia; Acanthamoebidae
Exons: 2
Coding region: 1-276 (91 amino acids)
Source: RefSeq, a predicted model, not a curated record
AUGCAGGCAGCACAGGUGUGGGCGGUGGUCGGCAGGCACCUGCAGGACGAGGAUUUGGUUGUGUGCCUCUCACGCGACUCAAUUACACUGGUGCUGGGCCUGCUGAACAAACUGCUGCGCACCUUCCAGCAGCUGGCGACUGCGCCCGCCACUGGCGAGGCCUCGGCGGGGAAGAAGCCAAAGCAGAAGCUGGACCCCGAGACCACCCAGCAGAGGUGGCAGGCCCUCUUCCCGAACGACCCCAAGCUCGUGGCCAGGCUGACACGCGGCCACUGA